AUGACCAAGGUUGCUCUUAUCACCGGCGGCACUAGUGGGAUCGGCCUUGCAGUUGCCAAAGACCUGAGCCAGACCGAUAGUUGGCAGGUCAACAUUAUCGGCAGCAAUCAAGAGCGAGGUCAAGAAGCAGCAGCUUCCCUCUCAAAUGUCACAUUCUACCAAGCCGACGUGCGAAAUUACCAACAACUAGCCGCGGUAUUUGACCAGAUAUUCAAUGCCACUGGUCGGAUAGACUUUGUCUUCGCGAAUGCCGGAAGAGCAGACUAUGCCGAUUUCUUCGCCGAGUGUGAAACCGGCAUCCCGCCCGACCCGGGUUCCGAAAUUGUCGAUAUCAAUGUCAACGGCGCUUUAUAUACCAGUUAUCUUGCGAUGCAUUAUUUCCGUCGUUCUCCAGAGUCGACGAAAGGGCAUAGAAACUUGAUACUCACGUCGAGUAUCGGCGGACUAUACCCGUGUAUGCUAAGUUCAGUGUACUCUGGUACUAAACACGCACUCGUUGGAUUCACCCGUUCUGUCGGAGAGCGGCUUUGGGCAGAGGGGGUCCGGGUUAAUGCUCUGUGCCCUGGAGUGGUGGAAACGCCCCUUUUAGCCGUUGAGGCAUUUUACAAAAUCUACCCACGGGAUAUAUUUAUCCCUAUGGACGUUGUAACAGGUGUAGUAUCACAGCUACUGUCUGGUGGGGAUAUGGUAGACGCUAAAGGGAUGCGUGUGGCUGGGGAUGAGAUGCAUUCCCGGGCUGUGCACGUUUCAGGAGAGAGCUUCCUUUUCAUUGAAAAGCCCGAGAUUCAUGACGAGCAGACCCAAAUGACCUGGGCUGCAAUGAUGGGACAUAAAUAA
Penicillium concentricum is the source of this 837-nucleotide messenger RNA. RefSeq names its product Glucose/ribitol dehydrogenase. The transcript is spliced from 3 exons. The record is from RefSeq and is a predicted model, not a curated record. Gene Ontology annotation, cellular component: cytoplasm. Lineage: Eukaryota; Fungi; Ascomycota; Eurotiomycetes; Eurotiales; Aspergillaceae. The coding region runs from base 1 to 837 and encodes 278 amino acids. Gene Ontology annotation, molecular function: oxidoreductase activity, acting on the CH-OH group of donors, NAD or NADP as acceptor.